GAGCCAAGCUAAGGCAAAAAUUAAAAAUAAAUAUUGUUUGCAUCUGAAAGAUACAUAACACUCUUAGUCGUAGUAUGUUGCUUCAAUGUUUUGCUUGCUGUGCGCUGUGUUUAGUGUCUUUAUGUUGAAUAUAAAACAAAUCUACCUUAGCAGUUAGAUACAUAUGUACAUAUAUACAAUUCGGUUUUGAUCAAUUAUAUUUCAUGAGUUGUAUGUGAUCACUUGAUGAUCAGUCCAUCGAAGUUAUUCACUGAAUGAGCUCUUACUCUUUUUCGAACGGAUUCAAGUGAAGCUUUUAAGAAUAUACGAAUAUCGUGCUUGUGAUAUAACUUAAGAAUUUUUGAUACCUGAAAUAAAAAGGAAGUUAAAAGAUUGUAUUUAAAAAAAAUUAAAUUGAAAUUCAAGAUACUCCUGAAGUAUCUUAUCGUUUGUGAAGUUUAAUUGAAUCGUGUGUGGAAAUAGAAGCUUUGUUAAAUUUAAGUCUUACCUUAAAUUUAAAAAUCAAAAUCAUGAGAAGGAGUACUGCUUUGGAUAAGUUUCUUAUAACAGCAAUGGAUCGAUUUGUAUGGUUCAUCUUGUUGGUCGUCACGACACACCUGGUAACAGAGUUUACCAAGAUAAAUGCUUACACGAGAGGCGAUCGCCGGAGUAUAAUGCCAAUGAACGAGUCAGUUUUUCUUAAUGCGAUCGAAGUCCCAUACUGGAUGCAGACUCCGAAUCAUAACCUAGAUUUGAUGCAGCCAACGAAUGAGGCUAACAAUGAGGAUAAAUCUUUUAGUCUUCGACCUUUGAUUGAUAGUAUCUUCGAGAUUCCUCUGUCAGCUUUGAGUGCAGUAAAUCGUUUUGUGCAAAGACUUACAUCGGGUUAUUCGGCGAGUCCAACAACAACAGGAUAUCCGGAGAAAUCUGAAAUGAGACAGAAGAGUUCGUGAUUUGAUUUACAACUUUUUUCUUAAGUUGCAAAAUUAUUUAUUCUACUUAUGAAAAAGUUUUAACGUCUUGAAGCAAACUUGUUGUAGAGUUAUAAAAUGUAUGUUUUUUUUUAAGUAAUUCCAUAGAUUAAAUGUAGGUUUUUAGUAAUUUUAGAUUUAAGUUUUGUUUUUAAAAGUGUGUGAUAUUAUUUAUUUAUUUUUU
Molecule: messenger RNA, 1134 nt
Organism: Eupeodes corollae
Lineage: Eukaryota; Metazoa; Arthropoda; Insecta; Diptera; Syrphidae
Exons: 4
Coding region: 510-932 (140 amino acids)
Source: RefSeq, a predicted model, not a curated record